AUGGCGGCAUUGGUUCGUUUGUUGGAGGAUGCGCAAGGUUUACAAAAUCUACGCAAAUCAGUUGGAGAAUACCAAGCCUAUGCCGCACGUUUGUAUGAAUAUGCAGCUGCUGUUAGAAUUCAAGCAUGGUUUCGGGGGAUACGAGUUAGAGCAUAUUUAAAAUUCUUAAAUAAAUGUGCUACAAAGAUACAGAAAAUAUGGCGAGGCUUUCUGGCAAGAAGAUACUACAGCAUUCUUCUCAGGAAUACCGUGUUUAUUAUGAGAUUCAAACACUACAAUGCAAUGGCUAGUAAGAUCCAGAGAAUCUGGAGAGGCUAUUAUGUGAGAAAAUACGUAUUCUGCUACCAUGGCAGAAAGAGGUACCUUGAGGCUUUGCAGGUCAAGAAUGAGAUUGUUAGAAAACACCAUUACCUCCUGAGUACCGAGGUUAUACCUGGGAUCUACAACUCACCAUUUUUACCUUGCCCAACAGAGGAAGAGUACUUGUUGCGUAGUGUGCAGCCCUUAUCCCACAAAAAGAAGAAAGCAGAUGAACCAGAAUUUGAUCCUAUUUGUAAGAACUACAGCUCCAGUGUUCUUCCUCCGUUAAAAAAACCACUUUCCUCCAUGUUCAUAGGCCCAUUCCGGGAUCCAAAAGAUGUACAGAAACAGCGCUAUAAGCCUUUUCAGCCCACUUUGCGUGUCUGUACUGAUUUCUUUUCACUUGAAAAAGCCCGAGAGAAAUUAAAGAAAGACGAAUGGGUGCAGAGAAUCAAUGACAACCU
Molecule: messenger RNA, 764 nt
Organism: Candidula unifasciata
Lineage: Eukaryota; Metazoa; Mollusca; Gastropoda; Stylommatophora; Geomitridae
Source: the annotation of a GenBank genome assembly